Messenger RNA from Eucalyptus grandis, 594 nucleotides. Its product is annotated as UDP-glycosyltransferase 83A1. The record is from RefSeq and is a predicted model, not a curated record. The coding region runs from base 1 to 594 and encodes 197 amino acids. The transcript is spliced from 2 exons. Lineage: Eukaryota; Viridiplantae; Streptophyta; Magnoliopsida; Myrtales; Myrtaceae.
AUGGCAGAGCUAAAACAUGUCCUAUGUAUACCAUUUCCUGCACAAGGUCAUGUCACUCCUCUCCUGAAACUGUCCCACUGUAUUGCUGAUCAUGGCAUCAAGGUUACCGUUGUGAACACCGAGUCUGUUCAUACGCAAGUGAUGGCCGCAAACCAGCUAGAUGAUGGAUCAAAUCCGAUUGAUUUCGUUGCAUUUCCAGAUGGGCUCGAGACUGACGAGGAGCGCAAGGACUGGGUGAAGCUGCUGGAGAGCAUAUCAAGAGUGAUGCCAGGUUAUUUGCAGGAGUUCAUUGAGAAAGUGAAGCAGCAGUCAAAGGGCAAUGAAGAUGAGCAGAUCAACUUUGUAAUUGCAGACCUUACUGCCGGAUGGGCACUGGAAGUUGCCGAAAGGAUGGGUAUCAAGCGAGCCGGAUUUUGGCCCGCCUCAGUUUCGUCUCUGGCCUUGACACUUCAUAUUCGAAAGCUGAUUGAGGGUGGAGUCAUAGACAACGAGGUCAUUGCUCUGAUGAAUGAUGCGAUCUCAAUAUCGAAGGACCUUCCCUCAUAUAAGAGCGAUGACCUCACCUGGACUUUCCCUGAAGAUCUGACGGUGUAG